Messenger RNA from Vigna radiata var. radiata (mung bean), 2850 nucleotides. RefSeq names its product pentatricopeptide repeat-containing protein At1g62260, mitochondrial. The coding region runs from base 91 to 2007 and encodes 638 amino acids. Gene Ontology annotation, biological process: RNA modification. The record is from RefSeq and is a predicted model, not a curated record. The transcript is spliced from 3 exons. NCBI's taxonomy places the organism in Eukaryota, Viridiplantae, Streptophyta, Magnoliopsida, Fabales, Fabaceae. Gene Ontology annotation, molecular function: RNA binding; protein binding.
UAUUAUUAUAAUGUAAUAUUAUCAAUAAGAAGUGUGACAUGGAUGGUAGACACUUAACCUAAGACGUUGUUCAAUGUCUUGGUUUUGUUAAUGGCUACAUUGUACAGAACAUUAAGCAGAAGAAGAUGUUUUCAUGCCUUAACUUCUCUAACCCGUACCUAUUACUCGUCACCGCUCCACCAAUACAACAAAUAUAUAUCCAAUCUGAUUCGAAGUGGUAGAUUAAGAGAAGCGAGAGCACUCUUUGAUUCCAUGAAGCACCGAAAUGCCGUUACUUGGAAUUCCAUGAUUAGUGGGUACGUGCAUCGGAGAGAGAUUGUCAAGGCACGCCAAUUGUUUGACGAAAUGCCCCAAAGGGACAUCGUGUCCUGGAAUCUCAUUGUUUCGGGUUACUUUUCGUGUCGUGGAAGUAGGUUCAUCGAGGAAGGACGUAAGCUGUUUGAGCUAAUGCCACAAAGAGAUAGUGUCUCUUGGAACACGGUCAUCAGUGGGUAUGCUAAAAAUGGCAGGAUGGACCAGGCUAUGAAGCUCUUCAAUGCCAUGCCGGAGCGUAAUGUUGUGUCCUCCAAUGCUGUGAUCACUGGAUUCUUGCUGAAUGGAAAUGUGGAUUUGGCAGUUGGUUUUUUUAAGACGAUGCCUGAGCAUGAUUCUGCCUCUCUUAGUGCCCUUAUUUCAGGGCUUGUUAGAAACGGUGAAUUGGACAUGGCUGCUGGGAUUUUGCACGAAUUUGGUGGUGAUGAUAAGGAUAAUUUGGUGCAUGCUUAUAACACCCUGAUUGCAGGUUAUGGUCAAAGAGGUCAUGUGGAAGAAGCUCGGCGCCUUUUUGAUGAGAUUCCAGAUGAUCGAGGUGGUGGUGAAAAGGAUCAAAGGAGGUUCAGGCGAAAUGUGGUCUCAUGGAAUUCAAUGAUGAUGUCCUAUGUGAAAGUGGGAGACAUAGUGUCUGCCAGGGAGCUCUUUGAUAGGAUGGUGGAGCGUGAUACCUGUUCUUGGAACACUCUGAUCAGUGGCUAUGUUCAAAUCUCGAACAUGGAUGAAGCUUCGAAGCUUUUCAGGGAAAUGCCCAGUCCUGAUGUACUUUCAUGGAAUUCGAUAGUUUCUGGGUUUGCGCAGAACGGUAACUUGAAUCUUGCAAAAUAUUUCUUUGAGAAGAUGCCCCACAAAAACCUGAUCUCAUGGAAUACGAUGAUAGCUGGUUAUGAGAAAAAUGAAGACUAUAAGGGUGCUGCCAGGCUAUUUUCUCAGAUGCGGCUUGAGGGAGAGAAGCCAGAUAAACACACAUUAUCAUCAGUUAUCAGUGUAUGUACUGGGUUGGUGGAUCUUUACCUAGGCAAGCAGAUACAUCAGCUUGUCACGAAGAUUGUUCUUCCUGACUCACCGAUAAAUAAUUCCCUUAUUACCAUGUACUCGAGAUGUGGGGCAAUAGUUGAUGCAUGCACUGUAUUUAACGAGAGAAAACUUUAUAAAGAUGUGAUCACUUGGAAUGCAAUGAUUGGAGGCUAUGCAUCUCAUGGCUUAGCGGCAGAAGCCCUAGAGCUUUUCAAACUGAUGAAAAGGCUUAAAAUUCACCCUACCUAUAUAACCUUCAUUUCGGUUUUAAAUGCAUGUGCCCACGCAGGAUUAGUUGAAGAAGGGAGGAUACAAUUCAAAUCCAUGGUCACGGACUAUGGUAUUGAGCCACGGGUUGAGCACUUUGCCUCCCUUGUGGACAUCUUGGGACGGCAGGGGCAACUUAAGGAAGCUAUGGAUUUGAUUAACACCAUGCCAUUUAAACCAGAUAAGGCUGUGUGGGGUGCAUUGCUAAGUGCUUGUAGAGUUCAUAAUAAUGUAGAAUUGGCCAUUGUAGCAGCUGAUGCUUUGAUCAGACUUGAACCAGAAAGUUCAGCUCCGUAUGUAUUGUUAUAUAAUAUGUAUGCUAAUUUAAGACAGUGGGAAGAUGCUGAGCGUGUGAGAGUUUUGAUGGAAGAAAAGAAUGUCAAGAAGCAAGCAGGAUAUAGUUGGGUAGACUGAUUGACAGUGACAACUUUAUUGUCUUGUUAGAGAUGGUCGCAUUACUGUGCCAGAUAGGAAAGAUGAUAUUGACUGAUUAAGCAGAUUUUAAAGUAGAAAAAAUUUACAGACGUUGGUUUGAAAUGGAAGAAGCAUGUCUUCUGGCAAACAUUCAGAGAUCAAUUUGCAAGUGUCAACAUUACGUGAUUUCUACUUUGGCUGGCUGGAAGAUUAGUCUUCCAUAUGCUGAAGGCGUAACUUGUUUCUACCUGCAAAAGAACUGUCUGCCAUGACAUGUUCUAUGUGGCUAUUUGGCACUGCUAAAGGGCGUCGGAAGUUUGACUUAACAAAUCAAUAUUUUGGAAGUUAAGGUAACUUUGAGGUUGCUGAACCGGUGUAUACUUGGAAAGGAGUGGCAGAGUUUAUAAAAAAAAAUAUUCGUCCACCCUCCCUUGUAAUCGGUAGAGAAUAAACUCUAAUAAAUUUGUAUAGAGAUUACACAUUCAAAUUGUAUUUAGUUUGAAUAUAUUAUUUUUUUUUCUAAAAUUAUUAGUUAAAAUCUGUCAGAGCUACAAAGUAUUAUGGGUGAAAUUUUUAAUGUGCUGAACGUAGUAUCGGACACUCUUAUGAGAAUCAUCACAUUCUUCAAAGUAUGCGUUAACUCCCACAUGAUUUCGAUUUGUCAGAAUGAUGUUUCUUAUGAAAUCGUUAAAAAGUGGAGAUUUUGAAGAAUCAAGUUCAGGAUCUCAUUAAUGGAAGGGAUCAAAAAUCAAAAUUAUCAAUGGUGACAAUUAUUUAAAUUUAGGAAGUUAUGAGUAACUAGAAUUUAUUGUAUAAAUAUCAAAUUUUUACUUUGUAAUAAAU